AUGGCAUCUGGUGUUCAAGUGAGCGAUGAAUGCAAAACUGUCUUCCAGGACGUUAAGAUGGGUCACAAAUAUCGUUAUGUCAUUUUCUGCAUCUCAUCUGACCUGAAAAUGAUCCAGGUCCAGAAGAAAGCAGAACCAGGCGCUGAAUAUGAGGACUUCUUGGCAGACAUGACUGAGGCAGAGGAUUUGUGUGAAUGCAGAUAUGCCAUCUUUGAUUUUGAGUACUUAACCAAAGACAACCAAUCAAGAAACAAACUGAUCUUCUUCAUGUGGAGCCCAGAAAAGGCAAAGAUAAAACAAAAGAUGGUGUAUGCAAGUAGCAGAGAUGCCUUGAAGAAAGCCUUGGGUGAAGGCAUAGCCAAGGAGGUCCAGGCAAACGAUCAUGGAGACCUUAAAUGGGAAAGUAUCAUGGAAAUCAUCAGUAGAACAGAGAGAACAUAA
This is a messenger RNA of Helobdella robusta, 441 nucleotides long. RefSeq lists its product as hypothetical. The transcript has 4 exons. Gene Ontology annotation, molecular function: actin filament binding. Lineage: Eukaryota; Metazoa; Annelida; Clitellata; Rhynchobdellida; Glossiphoniidae. The record is from RefSeq and is a predicted model, not a curated record. Gene Ontology annotation, cellular component: actin cortical patch; cytoplasm; actin cytoskeleton. Bases 1 to 441 code for a protein of 146 amino acids. Gene Ontology annotation, biological process: actin filament fragmentation; cell motility; actin filament severing.